Chelonia mydas (Green sea turtle) is the source of this 5328-nucleotide messenger RNA. It is a transcript of the gene STRC, whose product is annotated as stereocilin. Gene Ontology annotation, biological process: cell-matrix adhesion. Lineage: Eukaryota; Metazoa; Chordata; Testudines; Cheloniidae. The transcript is spliced from 26 exons. Gene Ontology annotation, cellular component: stereocilium tip; kinocilium; cell surface. The coding region runs from base 1 to 5328 and encodes 1775 amino acids. The record is from RefSeq and is a predicted model, not a curated record.
AUGAGGCCGGGUGACCCUUGUUCUCAGUCUGGGGCCCUGCUCCAGGCCAUUUCAGCCAGCUUGGCUUCCCCUGCAGGAGUAUCCCCAGAAGGGCACAGGGUCCCAGUCCGGGACCUCAUCUCCUUCCUGAUGUUGGAGGGCGGGCGGCGGUCUGGUGGCUCUGUCCCGUCCAGCCUUCCAGCAGGCCUGAGGCGGCAGGAGGACGUGCAGUCUCUGGUGAGGAGCUUGCUGGUGGGGCUGGAGUCCCUGGGAAUCCUGCCUACAGCCAGGAGUUCCCCCCUCUGGGCCCUGUGGCAGAGCCGCGGCAGCAGGAGCUGGAUUUCUGGCUUUCUCUACAACAUCUCCAUGCACCUGGAGAAGCAGGAGCUGGAAGAGCUGGGGGGCAAGUCCUGGGGGAGCCUGCCGCAGCACUUCCUAUCUCAGCCCUCCCCGACCCCCACUCUGCAGCUGAGGGACGUCCUGGUCUCGCUGAGGGGCAGCCGUGACUGGGACAUGCUCCAGAGCCUCAUCCACAGCCUGCUGAGCCUCUUCCGCAGAGACCAGACCCUGCUGCUCUUCCUGCAGCAGAACUGGGCUUGGCUCAGCAGCCUGGGGGAGGCCCUGGCGCUGCCCACUGGGGUGCUGGGCCAGGGCAGCCCUGACUUGCAGGGCACCUACUGCACCCUGACAGGCCGUGGGAACUGCAGCUCCAGCGCAGACUGGAUGUCGCAGCUGCUGAAGCUGUUUGAGGGCACCCGCUGGACGCCAAGGGUCCAUCUGCAGCCUGAAGGCCCCGUCCUGGCUCCUGACCUCUGGAAACCCUUCCGCGUGCUGCCCUCCCUGAGCCCCAGUGCCAGCAGCCUCCUGCAGAUCUCCCGGACCAAGCAGCCAGGGCUGGACUCCGGGGGGGGCUCCGCGGACACCCUGUGGGGGGCCCUGGAGGAGGCCAAGCAGCGUCUCCUGCGGAGGGUGGGCCGAUCGCUCUACACCAGCUUCAGGAGGAAGGUCUCGCGUGUGACGAGUUUGCUAGUGGAUGAGGUCUCGGUGGCCCUCGGCGUCCCUCAGUCGGAUCGAGGGGGGAAGUGCACCGUAGGGACCCUGCAGCAGCUCCUGCUGUGGGGCAUCAGGCACAACAUCAGCUGGAACGCCCGGAACCUGGGGUUCAGGUCUAGGACCUUCCCAUCUCCUCCACCAAUCCUGAGCUGCAUGCAGCCUGCCCGCAAGCCCCCCCAAGUCACAAAGAGGGCGUCUGGAAACGCCUGGGGUGAGCCCUGGCCCUCAGCUGAGGUUAUGGAGUCUGCCUGCAAUGACACUAUCCCAGGCCUGCCCGGCAUCUCCAACUUCACUGCCUAUCUUUACUGCAGCCUAUUCAAUGGCUCAGACAGCUCCAGCCAGCCGCCUUCAGGCCUGGGGGCCGCAUGCUCCAGCUCCGCCUGGUAUUCCUCCUCCACCAGCGGGGACUCCAUGUGGGUGAGGACGUGCAGGGAGUACUUCCCUGGCCAGUUCAACACCACGGUCUGUAGCAAUGCCUCCCUGCUGCAGCUGCCCAGUCCCAACCAGCCUCUCAUGGAGCAGUUGUGUGUCAACCUCUCCCUGCCCCACAAAGCCGGCAGAUGUCUGGAGGGGCUGCCUGGGACCCCCUGGAGCCAGGAGGAUUUCUGGAGCUGCUUUCUGGAAAACCAGACUCUCUGGACACAGUGGCUGUGCACCAAUGAGAGCCUGCAGGCGGUAUCCACGGAUAGCAGCGCCUGGAUCUCCAGACUCUGCCAUGGCCGCCAGCUCCAGACAAAGGCACUGAACUCCUCGCUGCUCAGGAACUCUGAUCCCUGCAAUUUCCAUGCCUGGAGCCCCCAGGCGCUCAGGAAUGCUAGCCUGAUGGAGCAGUGCCGGGGGGUGAACCCCGCUAGCUUCCAGGAGCUGGUGUGUGAGAAUUCCUCCCUCCUCCAGUCGUUGGUGUCUUCCCACCCCUGGCUCAUGGAUCACUGCCUGGACUCCCUGCAGAAUGGGCAGUGUUUCCUGCAGCGCCUCCUGGAUAUCCUGCCUAUUUCCUCUCACGUGGACGCAUCUCAGCUGUGCCGGGACCCUGCGUCCUACCUGCUGGGGCUGGUGUCCCAGCUCACGCACUGCGAGGAGCAGACUUCCCGCUGGAUCCUCAGCAUGAACUAUCUCCUGCGGCUGCUGGACUUCACCCUGCCCUUCUCCGAGCUGGACGAGGUGGGGCAGGCAGCCAGGGACCAGCUGAGUGAGGCCAUCCUGCUCUCCAGCCUCCUGGACAAUGGCUCCUUCUGGGCCUCACUGGAGGUGAACUCCUCCCUGAGCAUCCUGCGGGCUGUGGGCCAGUACUUGAGACAGGAGCAUGACGCCUCCUUCAAGGGAGAGCUGCUGAGCUGCUUGAGUCCUGUGCUCUGGGAUCUGAUCCAAAGUGAAGAGGGUUCCCCGGUGCUGGAAGUCCUUGUGCAGGAAUACCUGCAGAUGCCGCAGGAAAAUUUCCAGCAGCUGCUGCUGUCGGCGGAGAGCGAGGCAGUGCGGCGCUUCCUGUCCCUGCUGCACCGCUCCUGGCCCCGGCUGCAGGUUCCCAUGUCGGAUGAGCAGGCGCUGCAGUCUCUCGCCUCGCAGCUGAUGGGCCGGUUCCCCCAGCUCACCCCGCAGCUCUUCGUUGACCUGUCGCAGUUCAUACCGUUCAUGGCCGUGUCCGACAUCAUGAGGGUCCCACCUGCCCUGCUGGCCAAUGAGAGCGUCUUAGCGGCUCUGGGGACUCACAGCGCCCACAUGAAGCUGGUGCAGAAAAGUGCCUUUGCCAAGCUGCUGCUGCAGGUUCAGCUCCUCGGGGACGUGCCCACGUGGCGCUCGGGCUUCCUCCGCACCAUCCAGCCCCUGCUGCCUCACCUGCCACUUCGUCGCUUUGUGCAGCUCACUCCUCAGCAGAUCCAGGGGCUGGCAGAGGGUUGGCAGGACGUCCGGCUGGGGCUGGCCCAGGGGCGCCAUGUGGCACACAGCUUGAUAAACAUGAGCCAUGGGGCCGGUGAGGAGCAGGUGCACAGGUUGGGGGUCCUUGCUUGCUAUCUGAGCCCUGAAGAGUUGCAGGCCCUGGCCCCACUGCGUGACCCCUUGGGGCCGGUGGAGCAGAGCUUGCUAGCGUGCGCUGCCAAUGGGGUGCUGCGCCAGCACGGACGGGUCGCCUACGCGCUGGCGGAUUUGUUGCGCUCUGCCAGCCUGGCUGCUGUCUGGCCGCGGGAGCUGCGCGCCUGGCGAGGCAUUGUUCCAGAGCUGGGGGUGAGGUUCCUGCAGCGCCUGUCAGCCGCACAGGUCAGGGCUCUCCUUCCAGAGCUGCAGGCUGUACACCUGACACCUGCCCAGGCGUCUGUGCUGCUCACGCAGGCUGUCCGGACCGAGAAUAGGCUCAGCCGUGAGCAGCCGGCCCGGAGCAUCUGGCCAGACUGCCUCCUGCCCUUGGUGCCCCUCAAACUCCUGCGCCUGGAUGCAGCGACUCUGCUGGGGCAGAGCAGCCGGUUCUGGGAGCUGCCCUGGUCCCAGCAGCAGGCCCAGUUCCUCUGGAGGAAGGUUGAAGCGGGCACCAAUGUGAGCCAGGAUACGAUUCGGGCGCUGGGGACUCUGGCGGCUGGCAUGAGCUGUGCCAGCCUGCAGCAGUUCAGUCGGAGGGCGGAUUUCCUGGGGGUUCUCCGGGUUCUCUAUGCGUGUCCCAGCAGCCUGCCUGGGAGCCUGAGGCGGUGUGUCUGGGAGGAAAUCUGCAGGCGGCCGGGACUCUCUGGGGAGGAGCUGGUGUGGCUGGGACCAAAGUUCCUCAUGGAUUUACCGGUGAAGCUUGUGGACAAACUGCCCAACAGCUCGGUCAGGCUGAUUCUGGACUAUGUGAGCAGCCGCCCGCAGAGCCUGCUGGCGCUGCCGCCCCACCGCCGGGCUGCCCUGGCCCACAGGGCCCUGCGCCUCCUGCAAGCGCCGACCGAGACCGAGAUCCCAGGCGAAGUUCUGGACCUUCUGGGCCCGCUGCUGGGGUUCCUAGGCGCGGAGGCUGCUGCCCACAUCCAGCCCGAGAGCCUGCUGCUGCGCCUGGAGGAGCUGCAAGCGGCCUGCCUGGCGGAGGGGUUUGCCGAGGAGCUGGGGAGGCUGGUGCUGACGGAGCGGGUGCUAGGCCCGCCGCAGCGCUGGAGCCUCCUGGACAUACUGCAGCUGGGACGUCUGGUGUUCCUGCUACCGGUGGAGAGCAUCCGGCUCAUCCCAAGGGAGGUGCGGAGCAGAGACACCCUGGAGCAGCUGCUGCAGAGCCAGCGGGAGUGGGAGCAGAGCGAGCCAGGCCGGCUGUGCCAAACCCCUGGUGCCCAGGGAAGGGUGAGGAGCCGGAAAGAGGCGCUGGUGGCCUGGCUGGUGAGGAGCAGCCCGGUGGGGGGACAAGACCCUGUUCCCAGCUGUGCUGACAUGCGUGCCACCUACCCUGCGGCCUGGAGCACGGCACAGAUCGCCAGCAUGGCUCUGUCCCACUUCGAGGGCUGCCUGGGUCUCAUCAGUCAGGACCCCGCACUCUCGCCCGAGCAGCUCCGCGCCGCGCUGGGCAAAGCCAAGCAGUUGUUUGGAACCGCCCAGCCCAUGCAGCCAGUUCAUGUCCUGCAGCUGGGCCUACUGGCCACCCAGCUGAGCGAGCAGGAGCUGCAGGAGCUGGAGCUCUCCAACUGGGGGGCCCUCUCUGUCCUGGGGGUCCUGGAAGGCUGGACAGCAAGACAGAUGCAAGCCACGGUCUCCAGCUUUCUGCGCCAGAGUGGGGUGAGUGUGCAGGGCCUGGCACUCCCAGAGCUGGCUGCCCUCGGGCACCUCCUGUGUGGUCUCCGUGCCGACGAGAUGCGGAUGCUGAACAGCCGGGAGUUCAGCCAGGCUGCCCCGUUCGUGGGCUCCCUGCGGCUUGGUUGCUCGGAGAGGCAGCUGGAGAUGCUGGCUGAGCUGCUGACGUCCCGCUCAGCAUUCGGCCCCGUUAGCAGCUGGGGCCCCGAAAUCUUCACUGAGAUCGGAACACUGGCAGCUGGGCUCCAGGACAUCGCCCUGUCCUCACUUGCCCCCGAGCAAAUCCAGGCACUGACCCCGCUGGCCAUCGCGGUGAUCCCCGCACCCAAAUUCACCGUGGUUUUCAGCCCAGCCCAGCUGCUGGGCUUCACCAGCGCCCAGGCCUCAGCCGUGACCCCCCAGCAGCAUGCGCGGCUCAGCGCCGAGCAGAGGCGAGCAGUGGCCAGUGCCCAGUACGAGGGGGAGGUCGCCCAGGAUGGCAGGGGCAGGAAUCACGCCCGGCCCCAUCCUGGCCCCAGCGCCCUGGCACUGCUCUGUCUGAUGUACAGCGUUGGGUGA